This is a messenger RNA of Anolis sagrei ordinatus, 1726 nucleotides long. It is a transcript of the gene PGD, whose product is annotated as phosphogluconate dehydrogenase. Gene Ontology annotation, biological process: pentose-phosphate shunt, oxidative branch; pentose-phosphate shunt. Gene Ontology annotation, molecular function: NADP binding; phosphogluconate dehydrogenase (decarboxylating) activity. Gene Ontology annotation, cellular component: cytosol. The record is from RefSeq and is a predicted model, not a curated record. Lineage: Eukaryota; Metazoa; Chordata; Lepidosauria; Squamata; Anolidae.
UCCCUCCCCUUCGUGGGCUGGCCUUAGGAGGAAGGGGAAGCUCUUCCACCCGAGACACCAGGAAGCUCCUCUUUUGGCAGAGCAGCCUCUUUGCAGACCCAGCCCUUCCUCGCCAUGGCAGAAGCAGACAUCGCCUUGAUCGGAUUGGCCGUCAUGGGCCAGAACUUGAUCCUGAACAUGAACGACCAUGGCUUCGUGGUCUGUGCGUUCAACAGGACCGUCUCCAAAGUUGAUGACUUUCUGGCGAACGAGGCCAAAGGGACGAAAGUGAUUGGGGCUCACUCUCUGCAAGAAAUGGUCUCCAAGCUGAAGAAACCCCGGCGGAUCAUCCUCCUGGUCAAGGCCGGGAGCGCGGUGGACGACUUCAUCAACAAACUGGUGCCUCUGCUGAGCAGUGGAGACAUCAUUAUCGACGGAGGGAAUUCGGAGUACAGGGACACCACGAGACGCUGCAAGGACCUCAAGCAGAAGGGCAUCUUGUUUGUGGGAAGCGGGGUCAGUGGUGGCGAAGAAGGGGCCCGGUACGGCCCUUCGCUGAUGCCGGGAGGAGCCAAGGAGGCCUGGCCGCACAUCAAGACGAUAUUCCAGAGCAUCGCUGCCAAAGUGGGGACCGGAGAACCCUGUUGUGAUUGGGUCGGGGAUGAAGGAUCCGGACACUUUGUGAAGAUGGUGCACAAUGGGAUCGAAUAUGGAGAUAUGCAAUUGAUUUGCGAGGCUUACCACCUCAUGAAAGAUGUGCUGGGUAUGGACCACGAUGAGAUGGCCAAGGUCUUUGAGGACUGGAAUAAGACCGAGCUGGACUCCUUCCUCAUUGAAAUCACUGCCAACAUCCUGAAGUUCCGGGAUGCCGAUGGGAAGCACCUGCUCCCCAAAAUCCGGGACAGCGCCGGGCAGAAGGGCACCGGGAAGUGGACGGCCAUCUCGGCCUUGGAGUACGGGGUCCCCGUCACUCUCAUUGGGGAGGCUGUCUUUGCCCGAUGCCUGUCUUCCCUCAAAGAGGAACGUGUCCAAGCGAGCAAAGUCUUGAGCGGGCCCAAAGCGAUGUCCUUCGGCGGAAAGAAGGCCACGUUUCUGGAGGACAUCCGCAAAGCCCUCUACGCCUCCAAGAUCAUUUCCUACACGCAGGGCUUCAUGCUACUCCGGCAAGCGGCCAAAGAGUUUGGGUGGUCGCUGAAUUACGGAGCCAUUGCCCUGAUGUGGAGGGGAGGCUGCAUCAUCCGAAGCGUGUUCCUGGGGAAGAUCAAAGAAGCUUUCGACCGGAACCCUGACCUCCAGAACCUGCUGUUGGACGGGUUCUUCAAGACGGCGGUGGAGGAUUGCCAGGACUCGUGGCGGCGUGCCAUCAGCACCGGGGUCCAGGUGGGCAUCCCCAUGCCUUGCUUCACCACGGCGCUUUCCUUCUACGACGGAUACAGGCACGGCACCCUGCCUGCUAACCUGAUCCAGGCGCAGCGGGAUUACUUUGGAGCCCACACCUACGAACUGCAGUCCAAACCGGGCGAAUUCAUCCACACCAAUUGGACUGGGCACGGUGGCAAUGUUUCUUCUUCAGCGUAUAAUGCCUAGGUUUUUUUGGGUGAAAGAACCCCAGAUCGGCGCGGAAAAAACACCGUAGAGCCGGCACAUUCCCACUCCUAGAUGUAAAUGCUUUGAUUAUUUUGGUUUUUCUAACGGCUAUACUUUAUGAGAGAGGCACAAUAAACAAUUUUAAAAGUCUAGUUUAAAA